Prunus mume (Japanese apricot) is the source of this 692-nucleotide messenger RNA. Its product is annotated as Low-density receptor-like protein. NCBI's taxonomy places the organism in Eukaryota, Viridiplantae, Streptophyta, Magnoliopsida, Rosales, Rosaceae. The record is from RefSeq and is a predicted model, not a curated record.
AAACUCACACACCAAACAAUCAAAUAAACUCUUGUUUAAUUUACCCACCAAAGGCAAAGCUCAACUUACAUAAUAAAACAAAGAAACAAACAAACCAAGCAAGCAAGCAAGAACUUGCCAAGCAAACGACAAUGGCGUCGUCCGCAGCAAGGAUCACCUUCCGCAUACUCAUCAUAGCUCUGGUUCUUCUGGUCCUCUUCUACGUCGGUCGACCUCUCUACUGGAAAAUCUCCGCCACCAUCCACGAGAUCCGCGAAAACAAACAGACCGUUCAACAAGGUUUGUCGAAGAUCGUUCUGGAAGCUCAGAAAUCGGUGGGUUGGUACCACGACGAAUCGGAUUCGGGGUCCCGCGUAGAUCGGGUCGCGAAGAAUGUCGGGUUGGCCACGACCCGGAGGCUAUUGCUCCACCAGGUUUCAUGAAAGUUCUUUUACCGUUCCGAUUUCUGUUAUGUGCUUUUCUGUGUGGGAAUGUUAAUGGUGGCCAAAUGGGUUUGUUGUUCAGAUCUGGUCUUUUCGAAUGAAGUGGCUAAUUAUGUUAGAUUAAUAUAUUUCCAAAGAAUUGAAAUGUUCCCUUCUGGAAAUUACCACUUGUUAGAAAGAAAAAUUUGUACAACCUGCAAUGUAUGCCGGAUAAUGUAACCGUUUCUGGAAAUAUAUAAAUAGAGUUGUACUGAGUUUUGAUUUGAUGCA